AUGGAGCAUUAUUGCAAAUUGAUUCAGAGAAACAUUGGUCUCAUCUUCUUCUCUUCAUUUCUUCUUUCCAUAAUCCUACUUCUAUCAACUCUAUACUCAUCAAACUCCUUCAGCAUCACCUUCUCUCAGUUUGAAUUAUAUGAUCAUGAAGAAGAGACUGCUUGUGACUUGUUUGUUGGCAAAUGGAUUAGAGAUUUUAGAGAACCUAUAUAUAAUAACUGGACUUGUCCUACAAUGCCUGGUCUGAAGAACUGCUUAAAACAUGGGAAGGACUCAGAUUACAUCUACUGGAGAUGGAAGCCUGAUAACUGUGAGUUACCGAGGUUUGAUCCUUCAAUGUUUCUUAGUAUUGUUCAAAGAAAAAAGCUCGCUUUCAUUGGUGAUUCGCUUGCUCGAAACCAGAUGGAAUCCCUUCUCUGUCUCCUAUCUCAAGUAGAGACUCCAGUGAGCAAACACAGAGAUGCUGAUGAUAAAUUUCAGACAUGGUACUUCCCAUCCCAUGACUUCACUCUCAUGGUCAUGUGGACUGAAUUCUUAGUAGUGGCAAAUGAGAGAAUAGUAAAUGGAAGAGCUUCUAAUGAGUUUGACCUGCAUCUGGAUAAGGUUAAUGGGACUUGGAGUGACAAAAUAGCAGGGAUUCACUAUACUGUAAUCUCAAGUGGAAAUUGGUUCUUUAGAACAAACUAUUUAUACAAAGGUGGUAAACUUAUAGGUUGUAUAUAUUGCAGAGAUUCAAACUUGAAAGACUAUGGCCCUGUUUAUGCUAUCAAGAGUGCUUUAAGUACAAGUCUUGAGUUCAUAAGUAAGUGUAAAGAUUGUGAAGAUAUGGUGACAGUGUUGAGGACUUACUCACCUUCACACUUUGAACAUGGUGCAUGGUUUGCUGGAGGAUAUUGUAAUAGGACUCAGCCUUUGAGUGAGGGUGAAGUGAGUUUAAAUGGAAGUUCUUGGAGAGUUAGAGAAAGCCAAGUUGAAGAGUUUGGCAAAAUAGUGCAAAGGGUUGAGAGGAAGGAGAAGAAGAGGUUUGUGUUGAUGGAUGUGAAUAAGGCUAUGAUGUUGAGAGCUGAUGGACAUCCAGGAUCACAUUGGCCAAGGAUUAGAGAUGUUAGUGAUUGCCUUCAUUGGUGCUUGCCAGGGCCUGUUGAUUUGUGGAAUGAGUUAUUGAUGGUGAUUCUAAGUAAAUAAUUAAUU
Molecule: messenger RNA, 1191 nt
Organism: Dioscorea cayenensis subsp. rotundata (Guinea yam)
Lineage: Eukaryota; Viridiplantae; Streptophyta; Magnoliopsida; Dioscoreales; Dioscoreaceae
Product: protein ALTERED XYLOGLUCAN 4-like
Exons: 3
Coding region: 1-1185 (394 amino acids)
Cellular component (GO): Golgi apparatus
Molecular function (GO): O-acetyltransferase activity
Source: RefSeq, a predicted model, not a curated record